ACAUCCACAUCCACAUCCACAUCCUUAUCCCCCAUUCACCCUACCCUGCAGCCAACCCGCAUCUAGUCUAGCAGAGCCGCCCGCCACGUUCUUCUGCCGGCUACCUACCAUACAAUUCGACUCAUUCGACACCGGGCACACUGACAAUAAAACCAUACAACUCGCCGUAUCAUAAUCGUCGUCUUAUUUGUUCUGCACUGUUCUAUAAUUGUACCUUGUCCUUGUUUCUAUGUAUGUCUGCCUACGUGUUUCGACGACUCAUCUAGACUAAAUCCAACCUUCCAUCUUUGCAUCUGGUUGGCUCUUUUAUUUUCAUCCUUCCUAUAAACCUGUGUAUACCAUAAUCUGCCUACCUUGUCUGCCUAUCCGCCCCAAUUUCGACGUUACGAACAAUGGAUGCCAAAGUGCGGUGGCAUCGAACUCCCAUCUCCAUCUAAUCCAGUUGGAUCCUCGUAAAAGACGCCCCGGCACACUGGCGACAUCGUCGACAUUGCGCUCUGUGGCACGAUCUAUCCGAGAUCGCACACCGAGGUUGCGCAUCGCCCGAUCCAACUAACGAAUCAAUCAUUCUAUCCGCCGCCCUCUAUCUACCUUCACUUUCCGUCAGGCUACCCGUAGCCUGACCCAUACCGACCUCAAAAUGCAUCAAACUCCCCGCAUUCCGCCUCGUACAGCCUCCCCCGCCUUGUCAGCUCAGACAAAUCCCACACGAACUAACAACCAGAGAGAUCCAACAAGCCCUGCCACUCGAUCGCCGCCUAGGCCAAGCUCUGCAGUUCAAGAUGGGGCUGCGAUAGGAGCUGGUGGAGGAAACCGUGGUGAUGGACCUAGUCGAGAUUCCGUCAAGAAGCUGGAUCAGAUCAUUCAGAAUAUCUAUUCAAAAGCCGGUACCGUCAUUCUGCAGACGCGAAUACAAGUAACUCCUGUUCUUGUGGGUAGGACCCAGGAAAGAAAGAUUAGUAGAUGGUUCUCGCUAGAUACCGACGAUAUCGACGAUUUCCGAGACGAAUUUCGCGUAUGGAAACAAUGUGGUGGACUCGAGAAUCGCCCGCCUCCCCUAAUUAUCGAAACCUUCCUCGAUGCUUCUCGAUUGAAAACCGGUCAAAGCCUUGUCAUUCUGGACGAAAAUGGAAAGAGGUGGGAUGUUCUUGAGGCCUUGAACUCUUCCGACCAGUCUAGUGAUAGCAGUUCUGGCCGUCAAGGAAGACCCGUUACGCAAGUUGUAUUGGAACGAUGGCGCGUCGAGUUGAAGGGAACACCGCCCGACGAACUGGUCGACUUUGGCACACUCCUCCCUACGGUAUACAAGAAGGCCAUAGUUCUGAUGCGAUCCAUAUACACAACGACGGGCAUAUUACCUGCCUGGAAACUUGCUAGAAAUUCCAAGACGAAGGGCAGUCAUCCCGCAUUAACGGUUCGUUGUCGGGUCUUUUCAGGAGAGUCCCCAACUUACGGCUCGGAUACCCUAAGGAUACCAUUAUUCGACGGCAAGGAGAAUCCUGCCUCGGAUUAUGUAUUUGGAAACCUCGAAGUCCCCGUUGGGCGAUUCCAGAUUUCGGUGUCUUACCGCAACCACUGCAAUUUCCAAGUUGUUGAGACUGAAUCUCUAUUGAGCUCUCGCAUCGGUAUGGCCAUCUCUGAUGAUAUGUUCAAGCCGUCAUUACCUCAUCGUGGUCAUGGACGCCGCGAUUCUUACGCUCCCGAAGUAGGGUCGCUCCCAUACCACCGACAUACACAUGAUAUCACCGAAAAUCAGCAGCGAUACGGCAGCCUAUCUACAUUCCACGGCGAAGGACCAAUAGGCACAAGCCCUAUAUCUGCCUUAAAGGCAGUGAAAGCUCCUGGCUCCGACACCAGUUCACCGCCUGAUUCUAGACCUGCGAGUGUUGAGGUUCCCCAACAUACCCUCCCUAUUGCUGGCCAUGCCCGACGACCAUCCCUUAGAGGAAUAGAUACAGGUCGUCGUCCUUCCGUAUCUUUCCAAUCGUCUCCCUUUAAGCAAGGCUCUCUUUCCCAAUCGCCAGUGACCCGAGUUCAAGAUCAUGAUAUCCCAUCAUCGCCUCAAUCUCUCAAUCGAACGUCGAAUCUAAAUACACAUGUCCGAAACCGCUCUUCAUUAACGGCUGGAAUGCCGGCUUCUUUGCGAGGAGCACCGCCUCCCGCUGCGGACAAUUCUAUCGCUAGUUCACCGAGGCCAUCCGCUUCUAAUCGAUUUAGUAGUAGCUUCACACACCGUCGCAGCCGGCCGUCUCUCAGCAGUGCUAGCAGAGGUGACGAUGACCAGAACAGCAGUGGCAAGCAAAGCUUAUCGUCGUCAGUCGCCCAGCCAGGCUCUGGCUUGUUGAAUGAGAUUGGCGCGGGCGGUAGCUCGGGAUCUUUCCAAACCGAUGAUGAUAACAUUCAGGAUUUCUUAAAGAUGAUUGAGAGUAAGAAGACGCUACAAAGUUUCGAGGCGUCUAGGAAGGCCGAAUCGGCGACGAGGAAAACAGCAGCUCAACUCUCCAAAUUCCAACUCAUGCGCGAAUCAAAUAAUGCUCUCACUGAAUCCAUGAAUUCAUCUAUGCAUCUACACCGCUCAUCCAGCUCCUCAAGCCGACAGUUGGCUAACGUGCCAGGCAUGUCAACGUCGACAUCUCCUGGGAAACCGUUGUCGCCUCACACACCUCACACGCCGGCAAUCCCAUCUCGCUUAAGUGAAAACUCAAGCGUCGAUUACGCACCGACUGCGAGGAUUGCGUCGCGAUCGCGAAACGUUGAAGGUCUAGCCGAAGAACCAUCGGUCAGCACUCAAGCCACUCAUGAGGGUACCACUGCAAUUGACAUUCCCACAUCACCUCGACCCUAUCCUCACGCAAGACGAUCUAGUUCUGUGGCUCAUCAAAAUCGCGCACUAGUUCAUGAUGACGACGUCGACGCUCAUCGUAGUGUUAGCCUUGGAGUGGAGGAGCGCGAGCCUCCUAGUCUUAGUGUUCUACUAGGAAUGGGCGCUGCUGAAGCAGAUGGUGCUGUGGACGCCCCUGGUCUACAGUCUCCCGCGGAUAUCAGAGCGACUAGUCCUGCGGAUCUACUCGGUCAGGAAUCAGAAUCUGUUGAACGCGAAGUUCGACCUCCAGGCGGACUUUACAGCACAUUCUCCAGUUCGCCUUACAGCAGACGUUAUGGCAAUAGCAUUGGACGAGGGAUUACGCCGCCCCAAUCUGGAAGCGGCAGUCUGGCCGGGUCGAGUGGUAGAUUUGGUAGAGGCUAUUCCCGUGGAGGCGCAACCGGCUUAGGUGUCACUGGUACCGCGGCGGAUGAAGCCGAUGAUGAGCCGCUCCUUUUCGACAUGUCGGAAAUCACUCGUGAGCAAUCACGUCGCAGCUUGGAAGAAGGUAGAGGUGGUGGAAGCAUAGGGUCUACCGGCGAUAGGGGAGGCUACGAAACUAGUCACAGGAGUCGUCGUUGGUAACGACCUCGCUCUUUUACCCCAGUCGUUAUAACCCAGUAUAGGUUCGCAUUUCCAUGGUUGACAUAGACCAUUACGCAAAUUCAUAUUAAAUCGCAAGCCCAUGGUGUAAGAGAUGGUGAAUAUUCAGGGAGAUCAGCAUGGAGUUUCCAUUCUACAAAACGCACACGAACACGUAUCCACCCAAAGAUCUACUUUUACACUUACAGAAUGCCAUUGUUAUUUUCUUUUUUUUCUUGGAUGAUCAGGA
This is a messenger RNA of Hypoxylon trugodes, 3695 nucleotides long. Its product is annotated as autophagy-related protein 13-domain-containing protein. Gene Ontology annotation, cellular component: Atg1/ULK1 kinase complex; cytosol; extrinsic component of membrane. The record is from RefSeq and is a predicted model, not a curated record. Lineage: Eukaryota; Fungi; Ascomycota; Sordariomycetes; Xylariales; Hypoxylaceae. The transcript has 3 exons. Gene Ontology annotation, biological process: autophagosome assembly; mitophagy; protein localization to phagophore assembly site. Bases 641 to 3448 code for a protein of 935 amino acids.